UCAUUACAAGAGAGAAGAUGACAGGUGAGCAAGACAUGUGAGGUUUGAAUGAAUCAGAUUGCCUAUUUUCACAGCCCCUAUUUGGAAGGUGCUAUGAUGGAAGUCUUUUUUCUAGAUGUCUGACCUCAGGAAGAUAUUUAAUUUUCCAAAACUCAGUGCCUUCAUGCGUAAAGUGAAAGUAGCAGCAGUUCCCACUUCAUUAUGUCGCUGUGAGUAUUAAAUGAGAUAAUCCUUGGAAAGUGGUGAGCAUAGUGCCUGGUUCACUAUAAGCUUUCAGUAAAUAGUGGCUGCUGUUAUGAUUUCUAAGAGUUUUCAACUUCAUAUUUUAAAUUGUAAAAAAUCAUGUUUUAAAACUGGAAUUCCAUUUAAAAAAUUUAAUAAAAUAAGCACAAUUCUUUGACAAUAUGGAACAAAGUAAAAGCUAUUAAAAUGGUAAGACUGGAGUUAUAAAAAUCCCUGUUUCCUCUUGUAGAUUAUGGUUCCAUUCAGUUUAACUCAGCAGAAUUUGUCAAACAACUCUGAUUCGCCGGCGACCAUGGCACUGAAUACAACUUGCACGAACUGGCUGGCUGCAGAGGCUGCCCUGGAGAAGUACUACCUUCCCAUUUUUUACGGGGUUGAGUUCAUUGUGGGGCUCCUCGGGAAUACUACUGUUGUUUUCGGCUACCUCUUCUGUCUGAAGAACUGGAACAGCAGUAACAUCUAUCUCUUUAACCUCUCCAUCUCUGACCUGGCUUUUUUGUGCACCCUUCCCAUGCUGAUGAGAAGUUACGCCCACGGGAAAUGGAUGUACGCGGACGUGCUCUGCGUGAUCAACCGGUAUGUGCUUUACGCCAACCUCUAUUCCAGCAUUCUGUUCCUCACGUUCAUCAGCAUCGAUCGGUACCUGCUCAUGAAGUAUCCCUUCCGGGAACACUUUCUGCAAAAGAAAGAGUUUGCUGUCUUAACCUCUUUGGCCAUCUGGAUUUUGGUAACCUUAGAGCUAUUGCCUAUGCUUUCUCUGAUAAACCCUGUCACAGAUGACAACAACACCAAGUGCAAUGAUUAUGCAAGUUCUGGGAAGCCCAGAGACAACCUCAAUUACAGCCUGUGUCUAACCUUCUUAGGGUUCCUCAUCCCCCUUUUAGUGAUGUGCUUCUUCUAUUUUAAGAUUGCUCUUUUCCUGAAGCAGAGGAGCAGGCAGGUGGCGACUUCUUUGCCCUUAGAGAAGCCUCUCCACCUCAUCAUCAUGGCGGUUGUGAUCUUCUCUGUGCUCUUCACGCCCUACCACAUCAUGCGGAACGUGAGGAUCGCUUCCCGCCUGGGGAACUGGACGCAGCACCAGUGCACCCAGGCCAUCAUCAGCACCUUCUACAUUGUGACCCGGCCUGUGGCCUUUCUGAACAGUGUAAUCAACCCUGUCUUCUAUUUCCUCAUGGGAGAUCACUUCAGGGAGAUGCUGAUGAGUAAACUGAGGCACCUCUUCAAAUCCCUUACAUCCUUUAGAAGAUGAGCUAACGGGCUGAUGUUUUCAUUCAGGGAAAUGGGAGGUGCUCGUGUAACAGAGUGUUAUACACAUGCAGCUAUAAGCCAGCUAGAAUUUUAUUCAACGCAUAGACAUAAACCAGAGAGGGCCACUUCAUUGCUCCUGUUUUAAAGACAUGUACCCAGCGUAUGUGAAAAGAAGAGGAUGGGAAGUCUUCACUGGUUUCUUCACCUAAGAUUUGAAAGGAGUUGGACGAGCACUGUCUAACGUUUGAGCAUUUAAGUCCAAAAUCUUAGGUGUUAUAAGGACAUGGUCAAUCAGUGUAAAAGGACUGGAAGGUUAAUAAAACAGAAAGUUGUCUGCAUUUAAUCCAGAUUGUAAAAAAAAAUUGCAUUGGCAACAUUCUGUGUGUUGUUCUUAUGCAUACGAUCCUGUAAGUUUAUGUGAGAACUGAGUAACAGAAGAUUAACAUGCAUGAUUAAAUGUUGUUGUUAGCAGCUGUGCUCUUGAGCAAGUUUAAAGCAAACGGUAACAGCAACAAGCAAGAAAGAAUAUAAUGAGUUCAAGGAUGCUUGUAAGAUAUUUCUUUAUAUUGAUCAUGAAUUUGGGUCCAGUUUUAAUUAUAAGUCCUUUUUUUGUUUUUAGUGCAAAGAAUCAUGUCAAAUAGACCCUAAAGAGAGAAUUCAACAAAGAGAGAGGCAUGUCUGAGCUUGGCUCUGAGGGGUUUAAGUGUAAAGGAUUUUAUGAAAAUACUAGACAGAGAUACGAAGGAGAGUUACAAAACCCUCAGAGUUACAGAACACAAAGUGUCUAUGAGGAAGCCCAAAGCAAGACAAAACAAAACAAAACAAAAUGAGUAUGUUGUUUUUAUGAUGAUUGUACCAUCUAGUGCUUUAUUAUCACAAUUUUAUUUUUGGUGCAUGGAAAUAUAUUAAGUUCCUUGGCCUUCCUGCUCUUGACUACAUAGUAAACUUUAAAAUAUAUAAAUAUCAUCAAAACAGCAAACAAAAGGAAAUGAAAUGUAAUAGCAAAAUUUGUUGGGUUAAUUUUCCCUUUUGGAAGGAAGUCACACACAGUUUCUCCCCCAUACACAGUUUUUCUAGUGAGCAAUAGGUACUUUACAAGGACAAAUUUGUCUUAGAGAGAGUGACUCGCAUCUGGAGUGAAGCUCGUUUCCAUUGAACAUUAUAUAUGACCAUUGGAGGAAAUGUUCUAAACAAGAUGCACUUCAUGAAAGUGUGGAACACAAGGAAUAUUUAUGUGCAUAUAAAUGUAGAUUAUCAGAGGAGGGUUAGUUAGACACCAUUCUAUGCCACAAACCAAACUAAGGAAAACAAAAACCAAGUGCAGCAUUAGCUUUUUAACGUCAAAUGACUAUCAUAUAAUAAUUCACUUACUAUAUGCAAUAAAAUGGGUCUGUGGCCACUUGUCUACGCUCCUUUUCUUGAGGUCAUUAUCUUUAGCAUGAAAGAUAAAACAAACAUGCGCAAAGACAUGGAAGUCCAUUGUCCUUCCCGUCUGAGAUAAUAUUCCUGUUCUGGUGAUAUCAUAUUCUGAUAUUGCCAAAACUCAAAAUAUUCCCAGUUAAUGCUUCUACAGUGCGAGCAACUGAAAUAUUGUAAAAACACAUUAUUCACAAAGGACUUAUUUUCUUGCCAGCAUUAGGCUUUAAGAUAUUUUUUUCAUGCCUUGUCUUUAUAAUCAAUAUUUUAAAAAUCUCAAUGUAAUUUUAUAACUGCCUGAUAAUAAACUGAAAACAGAAUCUCCUGAAUUUCCUCCUCAGAAAAGGCCCCCAAAGGGCCUUAGGAAAGGAGUGUUUGAUUGUUUCUGCAAACUUAUCAACGUACAAUUUAAGGAGUGGCAGUGGUGGACUCUUUCUAACAGCAUGGUGAAACAUUUUGUAAAACCAUAUACUCUUACAUAGACCCUGUAACCAAAAUCUUAAAUAAUUUCAUAGCACAUUUCUUAGUUCUUUUCUUGCUCUAAUCUGUCAUGUGGUAGCUUAAUCCUUAACAGACCUGUACUAAAAUUAUAAGAGCCAUUUCAUCUGCUUUUUAGAUGACUAAGAAUCACGGACAAUAAAUAAUGGAAAUCCUUUCUGGGUUUGUGAUUUUCAAAGGAAAAACUGCUGGGCUUUGGUAUCGUGUCUUUUCAUUGGCUCCCUAGUGUCUUGAGAAUCACGUCUAAACUAUUUGGUCCAGUAUUUUGCCGUCCGAAUCCACCUACUCGUCAUGCAUUCUCACAUUGUUGUCGUAAACUAUACCCUCCAGCCAAAGGUAGCUACUUCACUUCAUUAUAUUCAGAACUCUCCUCACUGUGUACACCUGGAUGCUCAUGCCUGUUCCACCAUGCCCACGUAGAAAAAUCCUAAGCAUCUUUUGAGGCCCAUCUCAUCUGUCACUCUUUCUUAACGUCAUCCUUUAGAUCUUCUCCAAAAAUCUG
Equus quagga is the source of this 3907-nucleotide messenger RNA. RefSeq names its product succinate receptor 1 (gene SUCNR1). Lineage: Eukaryota; Metazoa; Chordata; Mammalia; Perissodactyla; Equidae. Gene Ontology annotation, molecular function: G protein-coupled receptor activity. The record is from RefSeq and is a predicted model, not a curated record. Bases 476 to 1492 code for a protein of 338 amino acids. Gene Ontology annotation, cellular component: plasma membrane. Gene Ontology annotation, biological process: G protein-coupled receptor signaling pathway. The transcript has 2 exons.